Molecule: messenger RNA, 3567 nt
Organism: Symbiodinium sp. CCMP2592
Lineage: Eukaryota; Dinophyceae; Suessiales; Symbiodiniaceae
Source: the annotation of a GenBank genome assembly
AUGCUGGUGUGUUGCUACAACCCCUCGGACCUCUCGGGCGUCGAGAUCCAGGCCUACAGCCAGAUAGAGUUGAGCGAUGAGGCGAAGAGGAAAGGGGACGCCGUCGUGGAGACCACGGAAGCUCCUCCAGCCUCUCCGCGCCAAGUGGGGGUGCAGGACCCGACCAAUCCGCGCAAGGAGAAGUCCAAGAUGAGCAUCAUCUUGCCAGAGACGCUCGAGGUAGAUAUCGUAGAAGUCGCCACCCCGGUUGACGUCAAGGGACUUCCGCCGGGGUCACCGUCACCACUGGAUGCGGUGUCACCGGCAGCCAGGAGUACUACCCUCAGGCUGGCCGAUGACAUCUCGCCUGCAAACUCGUCAAGGUCUUUGAAGUCUUUAAGGUCCUUCCGCUCAUCGACGACCAAGCAUGACUUGGAGAAGUUGGAGGUGCCCAUAGAACUUCGACGAGGUUCUUCGGUCAAGGACUUGCAGGGUGGCCUUGCCUCAGAUUACGAGCUCGAGGACGAGUUGGGCCACGGGGGGUUCGGGAGCGUUUACAUCGGACGUGGCAGAGCAAACAACUCGACGGUUGCAGUGAAGAUUAUUCCGCGAUCUCGACUGAAGCGCGAAGACAUAUUCACAGAAGAAGUGAAUACCACAAAGCGCCUAGCCCACCCGAACCUCAUCCGGCUCUUCGCCUCCUACCGCGACGAGUCGAACUUCUAUCUGGUCAUGGAGUUUUGCAAAGGCGGUAGCCUCUCCGAGCUUCUUCAGACAAGGGGACUUGAAAAGGACGAGAUGGGCAUUUGGACUGUGGGGCUUGCUGCAGAGAUGAUUGCCAGGUAUGCCUGGCAGAUGCUGUCAGGCAUAGCCUAUCUCCACUAUCACCGUAUCGUCCACCGAGACAUCAAACUGGAGAAUUACAUGAAGGUUUCCAAGGCGGAGUACGCAGACAUCAAACUUAUCGACUUUGGCCUGGCGACAAAGAUCAAGAAAGGCGCCAAGCUGGGAGAUGUCGUGGGCACCGUUUUGACCAUGGCCCCGGAAGUGCGGUGCCGAAACUACGACGAAAAGGUCGAUGUGUGGGGCACAGGCAUGUGCCUGUACAUGUGUGCCGUCGCCAUGGACCCUUGGUUCAAUGAGGAGACGCACAAGCAAUACGAGGAGGACGACAUCUUCGAUGCACUGGAUGACCCUGCCCUUAAGAUACAGUACUACGAGCGACGCUGGUCUCUGAAGGAACCGGGCGUUCGGAACCUCGUAGAGUCCUUGCUGGUCGUGGACCCCGCGAAACGCCCGAAGGCCAAAGAUGCCGUGGGUGUUGCGAUCGAAGUUGUAAGCCCGUGGUCGCAGUUUGGCGCCAUGGCAACGGAGGAUGAUGGCUACGAGCUUUUCGUAAAAUCUGAGCUUGAGAAGCUUUGCGAUAAGUUGGUGCAGAAGUACCAGGUCGAUGUCCGGCUCGCCAGUGAGAAGUCCAGAGACCAAGUCGUCUCGCCGCCGAACGUGCAGCCCAUUUCGCGUUCUGCGAGUGGUGUCAUAAGCAAUCCAAGCAUCAAAUCGAAGAUUGCUGAUGAUCCAUUUCAGCCUGACCGGCUGGACCUCUCGACUGCAUAUAGCAUGGGCUCCGUCUCCUCACUGGACUUGGGGGGUGGCUCGAAACAAACUGUUGCGCAGCACAACUGGGCUGUGAUGACCUCGAAGCUCAUGGACAGAUUCCUGAUCUCAGAGUCCGAGAGCGAGGAAGAAGAUGUCGCAUCCUAUGUGAAGGAGGACAUACUGGCACUCCGGGCUCCGUGGAAGACUUCGCUGCGACAGCACGCGUUGAAGCGAGAGAAGGCUGACAAUUGCAAGUCGCCCUUGCUUCGGCGCCAAACAAAUCGUAUGAAAGAUGCAGCCAUGGACGGCUCGUGCCUUCAACCACUAGUGAGAAGGCCUAGCAGCAAGAUUCAGAUUACUUGGUCACUCCUUGGCGUCCUCUUCAUCGUAUGGGACAUGAUAACGAUCCCUCUGGAGCUCUUCGACAACGAGCAAUUGAGCUCCUUGCUCUUGGUGGUGGGGAGGGUUUCUUUCGGAUACUGGCUCAUUGGCAUGCCACUUCACGCCGUCUUUGGCAUUGAGAUUGAUGGACAUCUUGAAAUGCGCCCACGGGUGCUUCUCAGAAGGUACUGGCGGUCCUGGUUCGGUGUUGACUUGAUGGUGAUCGGCAUCGACGCGGGGUUGAUGCUUGUUGAGUUGUUGUCAGACAGCGUGCCUGCAGGAGCACGAUCUGCGCGAUUCCUGCGCACAUUGCGACUCUUGCGGCUUCUACGUCUCCUGCGUGUGGCGAAGCUGCAACGUGAACUGACGAAACUCGCCAAUAAUUUUCUUUCCACCUAUGCCUUCAUGGUAAUGCGUAUCGUAUCUGGACUGCUCAUGAUUCUGACAGUGAACCACAUCAUCGCAUGUUGCUGGUUCGGCCUGGGUCGCUGGACUCUCGUCGAAGAUGGCAGCAGCUGGCUCCUCGACGCGGGCAUCGCAGAUGCAGGCCUUGCCGACUCGUAUGCAACAUCUGUGCAUUGGGCACUUACACAGUUCACACCGGCAACGAACAACGUCGCACCGGUCAACUUUAUGGAACGAUUCUUUGCCGUUUGGGUCAUCCUUCUGGCCAUGGGGACUUUUUCCUCUUUCAUAAGCUCCAUCACUGCAACCGUCACUACUUUGAUGGCCUCCAGGGCUGAGCAGUUUAAGCACCACACAUCUUUGGUGCGCUUCUUCAACGACAGGAACCUUUCUACCGACACUUAUUCGAAGAUCAAUGAUGUGCUGAGAAGACAGGGAAUGUAUGAUAUCCGCCUGAAGGAGAGAGAUGUCAAGCUUUUGCAAGAUGUCCCUGAACAUCUGAAGGUCAUGCUUCACGAAGAGAUGUUCAUGGCUUCUCUUACGUCCUUGUGUAUCUGGAAGCGCUGGAGGCACGAGGAUGAUCUCCUGAUACACCGGCAAAUCUGUCACCUCGCAAUGGUGGAGCACAUCGCCUCCCCGGGAAAUGAUGCCUUCAUGCCCGGGACGGAAUGCACGCAGGUUUACCUUCUGGAUCAGGGCAGUAUGGGCUACAUUGCCAGGCAAUUCAGCAACCUGGAAUCGGAAAUCGUCUCUCCGGGGCAGGUGCUGUGCUUGCCAUGCCUUUGGGCUGAGUGGCUCCAUCGUGGACGUCUCACUGCAAAUGGCGGUACGACUGCCUACUACAACGGGAUCGACUGUGACAAGUUCUGCGGGCUUGUCAAACAGCACGGGAAUCCGCUCUGGCAGUAUUUGCAGAUCUAUGGAAUACUCGUCGUCAGCGAAAUUGAACACAUGGACACAGAGGACAUCUUCGUCACAGACUUGCCCUUGGACGAAGACAAGAUGGACGACAUCGCAAACAGAGCCGGGCGUUUCGCACACCUGGUCAACUCUCGGCACGAGUCUGAGAAUGCAUCCUUGCUGGCAACACUGGCUGGCAUCGGACACAAUCCCUCGCAUCCCUCGCACCGUCAGUCCUCCAGAACCUCGACAGUACGGUCACAGGAUCACAAUAUUUCAGCUGUGGUCGUAAGCACUGAAAUGUGA